GGCUCCCAUCUUUCCGCGCUCGAGGCCACCCGGCAACGCGGAGCACUCGAGCCGUCGCUGUCGCCGUCGCCUUCGGCCUUCCUGUGGCGCGGCUCCGCGGGACUGGGAGGACCCUGAAGGCGAGCAGAAGAUAGCCACAAUGGCUGAAAAUGGUGAUAAUGAAAAAAUGGCGGCCCUGGAAGCCAAAAUCUGCCAUCAGAUUGAGUAUUAUUUUGGUGACUUCAAUUUGCCUCGGGACAAAUUUUUAAAGGAACAAAUCAAACUAGAUGAGGGCUGGGUGCCUUUGGAGAUAAUGAUAAAAUUCAACAGGUUAAAUCGUCUAACAACAGAUUUUAAUGUAAUUGUUGAUGCACUGAGCAAAUCUAAGGCAGAACUCAUGGAAAUAAGUGAAGACAAAACUAAAAUCCGAAGAUCUCCAAGUAAACCCCUCCCUGAAGUAACGGAUGAGUAUAAAAAUGAUGUAAAAAACAGAUCUGUUUACAUUAAAGGUUUCCCAACUGAUGCAACCCUUGAUGACAUAAAAGAAUGGUUAGAAAAUAAAGGUCAAGUACUAAAUAUUCAAAUGAGAAGAACACUUCACAAAGCUUUUAAGGGAUCAAUAUUUGCUGUGUUUGAUAGCAGUGAAUCUGCCAAGAAGUUUGUGGAGAUGCCUGGCCAGAAGUACAAAGACACAGACCUGCUAAUACUUUUCAAGGAAGAUUACUUUGCAAAAAAAAAUGAAGAGAGAAAGCAAAAUAAAGUAGAAGCCAAAUUACGAGCUAAGCGAGAGCAAGAGGAAAAACAAAAAUUAGCAGAAAAUGCUGAGAUGAAAUCUCUAGAAGAAAAGAUUGGGUGCUUGCUGAAAUUUUCAGGGGAUUUAGAUGAUCAGACCUGUAGAGAAGAUUUGCACAUCCUUUUCUCAAAUCAUGGUGAAAUAAAAUGGAUAGACUUUGUCAGAGGAGCAAAAGAGGGAAUAAUUCUAUUCAAGGAAAAAGCUAAGGAUGCACUCGAUAAAGCCAAAGAUGCAAAUAAUGGUAACCUGCAAUUAAGGAAUAAAGAUGUGACGUGGGAAGUUCUUGAAGGAGAUGUGGAAAAAGAAGCACUUAAAAAAAUCAUAGAAGAUCAACAAGAAUCCCUAAGUAAAUGGAAAUCAAAAGGUCGCAAAUUUAAAGGAAAGGGAAAGGGAAAUAAAGCCCAGGCUGGGUCUGCUAAAGGAAAAGUACAAUUUCAGGGCAAGAAAACUAAAUUUGAUAGUGAUAAUGAACGUGAUGAGAAUGGAGCAUCUGGACCUGCAAAAAGAGCAAGAGAAGACACCGACAAAGAUGAACCUGCGUCGAAACAAAAGAAAACAGAAAAUGGUGCUGGAGACCAGUAGUUUAAUAACCAAAAAAAAUUUAAUUCACUUUAAUUUGUUAUUAUGCAGCUUGUUUUGGAAGACUUAAAAAGAAAACCGAAUUAAGUCCACUUCAAUGUCCACCUGUAAGAAAAAAAUUGAACCUUUUUUUUGUUAUCUAAGUGAGUUUUUUAUGUAUAGUUGUUUGUGUUAUUUCAGAUAUUCAAAUGUCAGACAAUUCUUUCACUGAAUUGCUUUUGUAAUAUGGAAAAUGUAUUACUACAAACUAAUAAAA
Messenger RNA from Suncus etruscus (white-toothed pygmy shrew), 1607 nucleotides. RefSeq names its product small RNA binding exonuclease protection factor La (gene SSB). Gene Ontology annotation, biological process: RNA processing; positive regulation of translation. Gene Ontology annotation, cellular component: ribonucleoprotein complex; nucleus; cytoplasmic stress granule. Lineage: Eukaryota; Metazoa; Chordata; Mammalia; Eulipotyphla; Soricidae. Bases 140 to 1354 code for a protein of 404 amino acids. The transcript is spliced from 12 exons. Gene Ontology annotation, molecular function: RNA binding. The record is from RefSeq and is a predicted model, not a curated record.